Messenger RNA from Scleropages formosus (Asian bonytongue), 544 nucleotides. Its product is annotated as galectin-9-like. The record is from RefSeq and is a predicted model, not a curated record. Lineage: Eukaryota; Metazoa; Chordata; Actinopteri; Osteoglossiformes; Osteoglossidae. Gene Ontology annotation, molecular function: carbohydrate binding. Bases 74 to 544 code for a protein of 156 amino acids. The transcript has 5 exons.
CAGAGGUCCACAGCCAGACACCAGCUCUCCGCAGAGGGGGAUAGCCCUAAACCCCCACCAGCCGUACUCCAACAUGAAAACGCCCUUGAGACAACACAUCCAAGGGGGCCUGCAAGAAGGAAAGAGCAUAACGGUGAAGGGACGAGUACUGCUGGGGGCCAAAAGCUUCUACGUGAACCUGCAGUGUGGUGAUGGUCCGGAGGCAAAUGUGGCCCUACACUUCAGUGCCAGGUUUGACAAGCUCCCGGGGUACGUGGUGCUGAACAGCUACCAUCAGAACACCUGGAGCAAGGAGUGCAAGUAUGAGUCGCCUAUCCCCCGCGGCUCCACCUUCGCCCUUGAAAUCAUGGUGAACCGUGACUCCUAUUUGACUUCUGUCAACGGAAUCUUCUUCUUGGAAUACCUUCACCAGCUUCCACCCAGCAGCGUCAACACCAUCUGGGUGGAUGGUGGAAUAGAACUGGAAUCCGUCGAGUUUCCUAACACCAGCGUGAGCCCCCCUGAGAGUCCCACUAUCUUUGUGCUGCUCAACACAGCGUUUUAA